Molecule: messenger RNA, 915 nt
Organism: Striga hermonthica
Lineage: Eukaryota; Viridiplantae; Streptophyta; Magnoliopsida; Lamiales; Orobanchaceae
Source: the annotation of a GenBank genome assembly
AUGCUGCCUUACGCCACCGUGGACGCGGCGGAAGCCGCCCUCGGCAGAUCCCUCACGGCGGCCGAGGCGCUGUGGCUCAGGUACUCCGCCGCCAAGUCCGAUUACGUCCUCUACUGCCACAACAUCAUCUUCCUCUUCCUCAUCUUCUCCGUCUUCCCCUUUUACUACCUCCUCUUGGAGAACUUCUUCGGGAAAUCCGUCAGCCCUUACAAAAUCCAGCCCAAGGUGAAGCUCUCAUUUUCCGACACGCUCCGAUGCUACAAAUCGGUCAUGGGCAUGUUCUUUCUGGUCGUGGGGCCCCUUCAGCUCGUCUCCUACCCCGCCGUUAAGUUGAUAGGAAUACGAACGAGCUUGUCAUUGCCUUCAUUAUGGGAAAUUCUGCUGCAAUUGGGGGUUUAUUUUGUAAUCGAGGACUACACAAACUAUUGGAUCCACAGGUUUCUUCACUGCAAGUGGGGGUACGAGAAAAUCCACAAGGUGCAUCAUGAAUACACAGCCCCAAUCGGGUUCGCGGCUCCAUAUGCCCACUGGGCUGAGGUUUUGAUCCUCGGCAUCCCGUCUUUUCUCGGGCCUGCUAUGGUCCCAGGACAUAUCCUUACUUUCUGGCUUUGGAUUGGUUUGAGGCAGAUUGAGGCAAUUGAGACUCAUAGUGGGUACGAUUUCCCGUGGACUCCAACAAAGUAUAUCCCUUUUUACGGUGGCCCGGAUUACCAUGAUUACCAUCAUUAUGUCGGUGGACAGAGUCAAAGUAACUUUGCAUCAGUAUUUACCUAUUGCGAUUACAUAUAUGGCACUGACAAGGGAUACCGCUUUCAAAAGAAGGUCCUCCAGCAGGUGCAAGAGGAACAAAAAUCCAAGGUUGGAGAAGACAAAGUCAUACGUGAAGAAUCUGGACAAGGUUAUAAAUUCGACUGA